Messenger RNA from Vicia villosa (hairy vetch), 1521 nucleotides. RefSeq names its product thioredoxin H-type-like. The transcript is spliced from 3 exons. The record is from RefSeq and is a predicted model, not a curated record. Lineage: Eukaryota; Viridiplantae; Streptophyta; Magnoliopsida; Fabales; Fabaceae. Bases 57 to 416 code for a protein of 119 amino acids.
AACAAGCAUUGGACUUGGAUUUAGGAUCAUAGCAAUCAAAGUGAAGAAAGAGAAAAAUGGCAGAAGAAGGAGAAGUGAUAGGUGUUCACAGCGUGGAGGAUUGGAAGAAACAUAUGGAGAAAGGAAAUAACUCCAACAAUCUGAUUGUUGUUGAUUUUACUGCUUCUUGGUGUGGUCCAUGCCGAUUCAUUGCACCAAUUUUGGCAGAGCUUGCUAAAAAGAUGCUACAUGUCACCUUCCUUAAGGUUGAUGUGGAUGAAUUGAAUACUGUUUCUCAGGAGUGGGGAGUUGAAGCUAUGCCAACAUUCUUGUUCUUGAAAAAAGGAAAGUUAGUGGACAAGCUUGUGGGUGCUAACAAGGAUGAGCUGCAACUGAAAAUAGUCAAGUAUGGAGGAGAAAAAUAUAGCCGUCUUUGAGGGUGUGUAAGACGAACUACUACAUAGAACAUAAAGUUUGACACGUUUAAACUGUUGAUAAAAAGGGUCUCGCAAAAUAGUUAUCGCAAUUAAACCAUGCAAAUAUAUGAUUUUUAUUUGAUUUGCCACAUUUAAAUUGUGGUUAACCUACACACUUUUCCUGGAGAAAAAUGUUGUAAGUUUUAUAUAAUAUGAACAAUUUUUUUUUAAAAUUUCGAGUCAAUUUGCAUUUUUCUAUUUUUAAGUUUGUUUGUCUAUUUUCAUUAUGGUUUAGAAUUUAGAAAUUGUUCCUGAAGAACAAUGUGAUGACUUCUUUAUAGUGCUGGGAGAAGCUACAAUAUAUCUAAGGUUUUGCGUAUUUGGGAUUGCUUGCUUCUACUGUUCCUAGGCUACCUUCUUUAUAAUGUUGGGCUUGAUAUGGAAUUAUCUUGUAUUCAUGGUUAUUCAUUGUCCCGGUUUCUUUCUCAUGUGGAUAUCAUGAAGGGCAUUGAUCACAUUUAAUGAGGGUGUCUCAUGGCUUUCAAGGGCGGUUUGAUAGGAGGCGGGGUGUCUGGGUAAUUCAGGAUGUACGUCCAGAAGUAUAUAAGCCCCCCAAGCGUGAGGCCUGGUAAGGGCGAAGCACUUUAAGUCACUUGAAGAUUUAGGACUCUACUCCGAGAUAUGCAUCCCCCUGUUGGAUCUUCAAGUAAGCGAUCUUGGGUAAGGAAGUCCAGUAUGAGUACUGUUCAAUUUUUCCCUGCCUCAAUUAUGUAACACCCUUCUAAACCCUGCGGAAAACUUUUCAAAAAUCAGAGUAAAACAUGAGAAAGGGCAUUACAACUCCAAUAAAAUAAAUAAACAUUCAUGUCAUGCCAUAUAAGGAACGAUAAACCAAAAUUAUUCAGGUAGCAUGUUAACACAGCGGAAUAUUCUUAACAACUGAAUAAUCAAACAACCGGAGUCAUAGACUCAUAAUUCAACCAUAAACCAUAAACAAACAGAAGUUUAUCAAACAACUCUAAAAUAACGUUCCCGGUGUUACACGACCAGAGCAUGACACAGACCCAACUGACUCUAACGAACUACUUGACGAGCUAAUCCUCACCAAGUACACAAGCUACUCCUC